Molecule: messenger RNA, 1024 nt
Organism: Lycium ferocissimum
Lineage: Eukaryota; Viridiplantae; Streptophyta; Magnoliopsida; Solanales; Solanaceae
Product: stress-related protein
Exons: 3
Coding region: 181-864 (227 amino acids)
Source: RefSeq, a predicted model, not a curated record
UCCUUUGCCCCUCCACUUUCCUCGAUAUGCGUGCCGUUCGUCCUUUAUAAAGUCGUCUUCCCAACGCUAACCCAAACACCAAAUAAACGAAACAACGCUUCUCAUUCAUUCAUUAUAAAAUAUACAUUUCAUACUUUUCACGUUAGCGACCCUUCGUUCAUAUCGAAUCUCUAUUUUGUAAUGGCUGAAACAAACCCUAAGACUCAACAACCCGAGAUGGCUCAGACAGAGGAAGAGAAAUUGAAGUAUUUGGAAUUCUUGCAAGUGGCGAUGAUUCAUGCGGCGCUAUAUGUGGCGAAGGUGUAUGGUUACGCUAAGGAAAAUUCAGGUCCAUUGAAGCCUGGUGUUCAGACCGUUGAAGGCACUGUUAAGACCGUGGUGGGACCUGUCUAUGAUAAAUUUCAUGAUGUCCCUGUCGAAGUACUCAAGUUUGUUGACCGCAAGGUUGAUGAGUCUGUUCGUCAGAUUGAGACUCGUGUUCCCCCUAUGGUCAAGCAAGCUCCUGCAACUGCUCGGUCUGUUGCAGCCGAUUUCAAGAGUGCUGGUGUGAUAGGAACUGCAUCAGGACUUGCAAAGACAGUCUAUGCCAAGUAUGAGCCCACCGCCAAGGGACUUUACACCAAGUAUGAGCCAAUGGCUGAGCAAUAUGCAACAUCAGCUUGGAUCUCUCUCAACAGAAUUCCCAUUGUUCCUAAAGUCACUCAAGCAGUUGCCCCAACAGCUGCUUACUAUUCUGAGAAAUACAAUGUGAUGGUUCAGCAAACAGCAGACAAGGGAUACAAGGUUGCUUCAUAUCUUCCAUUGGUACCUACUGAGAAGAUUGCUAAGGUGUUCACCAUUCAGCCACCUGUGGCUUCCAACUAAGAAGGACCUACUGAUUUUACCUUUACUUAUGGUUUAUAAGUAGUAGUAGCUUAGUUCUUCAUGACGGUCUCCGUAUGAUCUGGACUGCCUUGGAACAGUUGUUAUUUGUUUGUUGUUUUGUGGAUUGUUUAUUAUGUGAAGUAAAUUUCGUGUUUAUUUA